Messenger RNA from Bemisia tabaci, 2071 nucleotides. RefSeq lists its product as uncharacterized. Lineage: Eukaryota; Metazoa; Arthropoda; Insecta; Hemiptera; Aleyrodidae. The record is from RefSeq and is a predicted model, not a curated record.
UGGCCAAAAUCUAUUGCGCCUGCGCGGGGAAACUCGAGGUGACUGCACGGAAGUCAAGUACUCUCCUCGAUUUUCCAGGAUACCCUGUUCGGGUGCCUCCCCCCCCCCCCCCCCCNCACCCGCCCCAUUUAUAAGUAAUUAAUCACUCAACCGCAUAAUCAGUGAGUCCUAUCUCGUCAAAUUGACAACCAGAAUAGUGCGACAAGUGGGCCCUCGAUCUAGGUGCAACAGGAGUGUUCAUUUUCGUCCGAUUCAUACACUUUCACUACACUGCAUAGGGACUGCAAUGUCACGACAGUCUGAUGCGCGCCCACAACGGAUAUCGACAGCGCAGAACAAGACGCUGCACCUGACCGGGAUCGGGCUGGCUGUUCAGGCGUUCUACAUAAACCUUACCUUGGAUUCAGUGCUCGGGGGUGACUAUAUCGAGGUUCGCCCAGCAGGGCCUCCUCUCAUUAAUCCUCCUGGCGUAUGGGGAGUCAAUGGGGUGAAUAGCGGGAGCGUGGGCUACAAUCCGGUCAAUCCCGUCAGUGCCGGCUACACCACCAAUGCGGGCAACAUUGCUCUCAACGGACUCCGCGCUGCCCACUCCUACGGCGACGCAGGACACAGCCAACACGGAUACAGGGAUGCCAACGGCUACUGGCACGACAAUUCGGGAAUGAAGAAUGGCUACGACGUCGGACAUGCUUAUGGAGGUAACAAAGAUUACGGAGUAAGUUCAAUAGCAGGAGGAGCUUACGGCGAUGUGAAUGGACGGAACAAAGGCCAUCAGGUUGCAGGAUUCAGCACGUCCUAUUCAAAAAAUGAAUCUGGGAACAAGGCUACCUACUACGAUGACGGUCUCGGCCACGGUGGAAGUGUGCAAUACGGAGCUAAAGAUCAAAGGUUCCGCGACGGUGCCGGGAACACAUUUGGAGGUGGAUUCCAUGAUACGUCUCUAAAAACAAAUGCCGGUGGGAACAGAAAACAGUACGGAGGAGCUGGUGGCUAUGCAAACACAGGUCUUGCGCAAGGAGGCUAUGGACAGAACCAGCUUUACGGGGCGGGUUCUGCAGGUGUGGGGUACAGCCUGAGUCAUUUAAACCAAGGACCCAGUGUUACCACAGUGCCUCUUCUACCAUUCUCGUCGAAUAUUAUGCCAACAGUCGUUGCCCCUAGAAUAGCCCCAAAAAAUAAAGUAUCAGGGUUGUACUUGGUACCUAUCCCAAAUAAAUUAUACAGUGAUGGUGCAGGAUCAAGUACGGCACCCAAAUAGAGUCGGUGAAUAUAGUCACCUCUUCCUUGGCACAAAGGCAACCAUUCUCCAUGGUCGAUCAGUUUAUUCUUUUCUCUUGAAAAUAUCACAUUACACCCAGAUAUCGUUUGUUUCAGAGCAAAUGAUGAUCAUCAUAGAGACAGAAACCGAGAUAAUGUCGUAACGUUGGUUUGGACUAACAAGACAAGCAAUCACUGCGCACUGCUUGCCUUAAGAUUUUCUAAGAAUGAUGCAAAUGAAACACGCAUUAAAUUGGUCGGAGAAUCAUCGCGAUAAGAAUGUGGGCAACACUUCAACAGCUUACGGCAGAACGACAACUUGACAACGGGAGAAAAAUAAAAGAGGAAAUCAGCAGACCGCUAAAAGAGCGAAACAAGCCAGAGGAUCGAGCUUCCCUAUACAGCAUGAGCUCUAUUCCGACGAGAAAAGUGACCUAAAUUGGAGCUCUUGCACGUGUCCGAGAUUUGAAAUUCAACCCUAGUCCUCCCAAAGUUUUUUGUCUACAAAAAUUCCGAAGACUUGGGAGUUAUCAGAGUAGGUGUGAUACAUGUGAUUUAUUGCAUUAUUGCAUAUUGCAUCUAUUUUUUCGGUGAAUAAUAAUAGCGAUUCAGCCUAAAUGCUUUUAAAUAUUUAAACUACAUAAAAUUAAUCAUAUCUAUGUUGACAUAACAUGAACAUACCUACGUUUCGGCUAAAUUUUUAAACAUAUUAAAUUGUAUCUAAGGUAUGCCGACCACAUGUGGCUAUUUCGAACUCAACUGACAGGCAAAUUAAAUUGUUAUGGAAGUACAUGAAUAAAAAGACCUUUCUACA